GACCUGCGAUCGGGACAGUAAUCCUUGGGCUCUGCGCCGCUCUGCUGCCUCGCGCUCACAUGAUACUAUCUGGCACUCUCUGGUGUCGGUUGUUAGCAACUCUAUCCUCGUGUCGGACCUAAGCCAUCAGUUCAGUGUUAUCAGUGAUUCGUGUGUUUGUUGUGAUAUGUUGUACACUCCAUUGUGCAUUUAUGGAAAGUGAUCGUACGGGCUAUGUUAUCUUUGGAUUAUGCUUCUUAUGGGAAAGGCGGUCGCUUAUACCCCACGUACCCUGUGAGUGGCAGUGACGGUGAAGACAGCUCUCCUAGGCUCGCCAGGCGGACACCUCUGUAUCAACAACCCGCAGGGCUCAGUGACACACCGACAUCGGACAACGCGUCUGACGCUACUCUUACUGAUUCUGAACUAGCGCUCGCCAGAGACUCUACCCUGCUUGUCCAUAACGGAUGCCUUGUAGACUCGCUGCCCCCCGAUGUGCCGCCCCGUAAUCCUACCAUGAGUAGGUUGAACGGCAGAGUCUCCGGUCACCCGCACGACCGCGACAGGGACCCUGACUUUGAGCCAUCCUGCGUCGUGCGGACCCCCUCAGGCAACGUCUACAUCCCCGCAGAUGCUCAUAAAGGGACCCUCGACUACAAAUCAAAUUCUUCUUGUAGUAGUCCUUCCAAAGUGGAUAUCCAGAAGAACUCUGAAAGAUGUUCUCUGGGUUUUGGCCCUCCAGUUCCUGUUCUGCCAGUCAGGAAUAACCUACGACGGCCCAAUAGCAGUCAUCACUUUGGCAGCCCACCUCGCUUCCAAUUCCAGAAGAGCUUUGCGUCCAGAUGCUCCUGGAAAUGCACCGCAAUUGUCUUCAUUAUUUUAUCUUUAGUUCUUACAGCAGCUGUAACAUAUAUGUCAAUGGCUAACUUACUACAUUGGUCUUACCAUGGUGGAACUCCUUGCUCAGUUUUAGUAGGAGAAGAAACAAGUGAAUCAGCGGCCAAAGCUUCGGUGUCAGAUGUUGGUAAUAGAAAUUAUUCAUCAGGGCGUCAGAGGCCUUCUCAGCCAUCACAGAAUACUGGAGGUAUUUACGUUUUGGCCCCUUCACAGUCUCGGAAGCGUAGAUCCUUGGACACACAGCAUGACCCCAUUCCCAGUGUAGUGAAUGUUGAAAUGCAUGAUUCCACCGUAGAGAUCCUUUCAGAGCAUGAGUCUACAGAUUAUGAAAUUUCGUCUGCUUCUGUUUUGUCCUCACAAGUGACUAACACUGCUUACUCUGUCGGCCAAGAGAGCACUACUGCUCCUGUGUCUGAUUCACAAGAAGCUACUAACACACCUGCUUCAACUUCAGGUACUAUUUUUGAUAAACACAAAGAUGAUUUUUCAACAACUGCGGAAACUUCAGAAUCCUCAACUGAAAUUAUAACACUUGCACCCAAGAAACCAGCUCUUAAAUCUAUUGAUUCCUCAAUAGUGAAAGGGCCUAAUCACAACUUUUACAAACAAAAUAUAAUCAGGAGGAUGCAAGACAUGAUAUUGGCUGGUCAUAUGAGUGAAUCAAUUGAAUUCAGUAAUUUAAAUAAUAUAAAAAGUGAUGAUUCAACAUUUAUUUCUUCUCGUGACGCAUCAUCAUCUCACAUUAGCAUUCCAUCUCUACCUUUUUUGAAGCAGCUUGAAAAUAAUAAAACAAUACCAACCAAAGUAAAAUUUGAAAACAACACUUACGACUUUCAAUCAGACUCACCUGUACCACCAUACAUUUUUGGACAGAGUCCUUUACAACAAUUAAGAAAAGUAGAAACCAUUCUACAUCCAUUAACUGUGAAACAAAUAAAAAAACAGAAUAAUGAAGAAAGAUAUAAGACUCAUUUAGUUGGUUCUAUUGUAAGAGCUGAAAAGUUACCUCAGAACAAAAUUGUCCAAGUAGACACAGACUCUGGCUUCAAGUAUGGUGAAGAAGAAGAGGAUGAUGUCGAAAUUUUUAAACUUGAAAGUUUUGAAAAAGAAAUACAAGAGGCCACUGAUGAAGAUUACUCAGAAACGAAGGAAGAAUCAGAAUCAAAAUUGAAGAAGUUUUCUCCUUCAGAAGGCAGUAGCUUUAAAAAUAGAACUUCAUCUGAAAACAAUAUUACUACAGAAAACACAGUUCAAGCUUCUUCAAAAUUUGAAACAACUGAGUCAUCUACAGUACAUCCUUCUAUUGCACCUAACCCAAAUGUGAUUUCUCUAACUUUUCCCAAUGACAAUUUGCAUGGUAGUGGAAACAGAUUGUUUGUGAACGUCACAAUAGCGACUAGUGACACCUCAAACAAAGCUUCUUCUUCCUCUGCUUUAAACCCUAUUUACGUCCUGUCAUUGUCUCUACCCACUGGGAACAACACUGGAGACAUUAACAUUCACCCUCCUGUAGUGCCAAAUUUAGAGAACAAACUUUCCAGUGUUAAAACUGACAAUUUUAAGGCAGCAACAUUAAUACCUGGCUUUAUUAACCGUGGUGGAGAAUGCCAGUGUUCCUGUCCGUGUCUCUCUAACCCAAAUACUGAAGAAAAACAUUCAGAUAUUGAAAGUCACAUUAACAUGUUUUCAGGCAAUUCUUCAGAAUCUGAAGAGUUGUUAACUGUUACUCAGGAUUACAACAGUGAUAAUGAAUCAACAAAUGGGUUUUCUUCAGCAACAACAGAAUACAUUGAACCAAGCAGUACAGAUAUAUCUGAUGUUUAUGGAACAGAAUCCAGUACAAUAUUAGAACCUGAUGCGACAACGACUGACAAAGUGGUGAUGGAUUUUUACACACCAGAUACUUCUACAGAGGAUUCAACAGAUAUUAACUUUAGUAGACUUUCAGAUAUUAUUAUCCCAACACCAGAAACUGUUAACCUAGAACCUGAUACUGUAGAAAAUGUAAUUGAAGAAGACACUGAAGAUCCUGAAAAGGUGUCUUCUACAGUAAUUCCUCUUGAGUGUCCAAGGGUUACUCCUCAGCCUCCGACAGUUCUCAUUUUGGAAGGAGGCAAACUUCCAGCUAGAUCUUUCCCUCCAGACGGAACAACGUUUUCUCAGAUAACCUUGGGCCAGAAGUUAAACAACGAAAUCGCUCCAUAUGGAUAUUGGAAUAUGCAGUUUUACCAGUCAGAGUCUGCAUAUAUCAAGUUUGACUACAGCAUCCCCAGGGGCGCCAGCAUCGCAGUGUAUAUUAGGCGUAAUGCACUGCCAACCCACACGCAAUACAACAUCCUAGAAGUCCUUAGUGGCUUCAAGGCUAGGCAGACGAGGGCUUCACAUUCGUUGGUGAAGAAAGAAGUGACACACUUCCUGGAGCCUGGCCACUGGUUCCUGUCUUUGUACAAUGAUGACGGUGACGCCCAGGAGGUGGCAUUCCAAGCUUCCAUCUCUGAGGACAUGACCCAGAACUGCCCAGGAGGCUGCAGUGGAAAGGGAGAGUGCCUUAUGGGACACUGCCAAUGUAAUCCUGGCUUUGGCGGAGAAGACUGUAGCGAGAGUGUGUGCCCUGUGCUGUGCAGCCAGCGAGGGGAGUACAUCAAUGGUGAGUGCCAGUGUAACCCUGGGUGGAAAGGGAAGGAAUGCAGCCUACGACAUGACGAGUGUGAGGUCCCAGACUGCAAUGGCCAUGGUCAUUGUUCUAAUGGGAAGUGUGCUUGUGCUAGAGGCUUCAAGGGCAAAUUUUGUGAGGAAGUGGACUGUCCACAUCCUACAUGCUCUGGACACGGGUUUUGUGCUGACGGAACUUGCCUGUGCAAGAAGGGCUGGAAGGGAGCGGACUGCAGUGAGACAGAUAACGAGGCGCUCCAGUGUCUACCUGACUGCUCGGGACAUGGUGCCUUCGACUUGGAGACCCAGACAUGUCAGUGCGAGCCCAUGUGGUCGGGCGACGACUGCUCCAGAGAACUGUGUGACCUCGACUGCGGUCUGCAUGGACACUGUGUGGGCGAUUCCUGUAUGUGCAACCCUGGCUGGUCUGGGGAAUACUGCAACCUCAAACAGUGUGAUCAAAGGUGUAACGACCAUGGCCAGUGCAAGAAUGGAACUUGCCUGUGUGUGACGGGGUGGAAUGGAAAGCACUGCACACAGGAGGGAUGUCCCAACAGUUGCUCGGGCCAUGGCCAAUGUCGAGUCAACCAGGACAGUCAGUGGGAAUGUCGCUGCUCAGAGGGCUGGGAUGGAGCUGACUGCAAUGUGCUUCUAGAGCAGAGCUGCAACGAUGGCAGAGAUAACGAUAAAGAUGGUCUAGCUGACUGUGAGGAUCCUGAAUGCUGCUCUCACCACCUGUGCCGCAGCAGUCAGCUGUGUGUGUCUGCCCCUAAGCCGAUCGACAUCCUUCUUCGUAAGCAACCACCUGCAAUUACUGCAUCUUUCUUCGAGAGGAUGAAAUUCCUUAUUGAGGAUGGCAGCCUACAAAACUAUGCCAGACCAGAGACCUUCAAUGAAAGUGUGUUCUGGAACCACUUCAACGCAAGCCGCUCUGCUGUGGUGCGAGGACGAGUCGUCACAGCAAUGGGCAUGGGACUGAUGGGUGUGAGAGUCAGCACCAGUACUCCGAUGGAAGGAUUCACUCUGACACGUGAAGAUGGUUGGUUUGAUCUACUGGUCAAUGGAGGUGGAGCCGUCACGCUACAGUUUGGCCGCAGUCCAUUCCGCCCACAAACUUACAUUGUCAAUGUUCCAUGGAACGAGGUGGUAAUCAUAGACACAGUGGUGAUGUGGACGGGAGAAGACAAGACUGUCAGUAUGGGCCCUCAUGCCUGCCGAGCUCAUGAUUACGAUCUCAUGAAGCCUGUCGUCUUGGCAACAUGGAAACAUGGAUUCCAAGGAGCAUGCCCAGACAAAAGCUCCAUCCUUGCAGAAUCACAGGUGGUUCAGGAGAGUUACCAAGUUCCUGGAACCGGUCUGAACCUAGUGUACCAUAGUUCUCGGGCCGCUGGAUACCUCUCUACGAUCCAGCUGCAAUUGACUCCGGAAACCAUUCCCUCCUCUCUCACUCUGAUACACCUCAGGAUAACUAUUGAGGGAAUCUUGUUUGAGAAGACAUUUGAAGCUGACCCUGGGAUAAAAUUUACAUAUGCUUGGAACCGUCUGAAUGUCUACAGGCAAAGAGUGUAUGGGGUAACAACAGCAUUGGUGAAAGUCGGAUACCAGUACACAGACUGCAAGGAUGUACUUUGGGAUGUCCAAACAACCAAGCUGUCAGGUCAUGAUAUGAGCAUCUCAGAGGUUGGAGGAUGGAAUCUGGACAUUCAUCACAGAUACAAUUUCCAUGAAGGCAUUCUUCAGAAAGGAGAUGGCUCUAACAUGUAUCUGAAGCACAAGCCACGGAUCAUCCGCACAACUCUGGGCGAUGGUCAUCAGCGACCUCUGGAUUGUGCAGACUGUGAUGGUGCAGCUGGUCCUAAACAGCGGCUCCUGGCGCCGGUGGCACUGGCUGCUGCUCCAGAUGGUUCAAUCUAUGUUGGGGACUUCAACCUGGUCCGGCGGGUCAUGGUGGAUGGCACUGUUAGAACAGUUGUUAGACUCAAUGUGACAAGAGUGGCCUACCGGUACCACAUUGCUCUAAGUCCCCUGGAUGGAACCCUAUACAUCUCUGAUCCAGAAUCUCACCAGAUACUGAGAGUUCGCAACCCUGAUGACUUCUCUGAUCCAGACCAUAACUGGGAGGCUGCUGUUGGCUCAGGGGAGAGAUGCUUGCCUGGAGACGAGGCUCACUGUGGAGAUGGUGCUCUUGCAAGAGAUGCUAAAUUGGCAUACCCAAAAGGUGUGGCUGUAUCAGCGGACAAUGUGCUCUACUUUGCCGAUGGGACCAACAUUCGUAUGAUGGACCGUGAUGGAAUAGUGACUACCGUAAUCGGCAACCACAUGCAUAAAUCUCAUUGGAAACCCAUCCCGUGUGAAGGCACUCUUAACGUUGAAGAGGUACAUUUGCGGUGGCCAACAGAUCUUGCCAUCAAUCCUCUGGACAACUCUCUCCACAUAAUUGAUGACCACAUGAUCCUCCAGCUGACACCUGACGGCAGGGUGAAGGUAGUGGCAGGACGACCUCUCCACUGUCCAGCAAGAGGUCAUGAUUCCGAGUUGGCCACUAGAGCCACCCUCGUCAUGCCACAAAGCAUUGCCUUUGCACCAUCUGGCGACUUGUAUGUGGCCGAGAGUGACUCCCAGAGAAUCAACAGGGUUAGAGUCAUUGGUACUGAUGGGAAGAUAAGCCACUAUGCUGGGGCAGAAUCCAAAUGCAACUGUCUUGACAGAGGCUGUGACUGCUUUGAACAGGAUCAUUUUCUAGCAUCAAGCUCUAAGUUCAACACGAUCUCAUCAGUGGUUGUUGCACCUGAUGGCAUUCUGCAUAUUGCUGACCAAGCCAACUACAGGAUCCGCUCUGUAAUAGCCAGCAUUCCUGAGCCCACAGCCAACCGUGAAUAUGAAGUGUACUCACCAGAAACACAAGAGAUGUAUGUUUUCAACCGGUUUGGACAGCACAUUGCCACUAAGAACAUCCUAACAGGGGAAACCAGCUACCAGUUCUCUUACAAUGUCAACACGAGCAAUGGCAAAUUGAGCACGGUUACAGACACAGCUGGAAACAAAGUGUUCCUACUGAGAGACUACACAGGCCAGGUAAAUUCAAUAGAGAAUACCAAAGGGCAAAAGUGUCGCCUGCGGAUGUCUAGAAUGAAACUCCUGAUGGAGAUCAGUACUCCAGAUAACUACAAUGUCACUCUGGACUACCACGGGCCGACAGGUCUUCUGCGAAGUAAGCUGGAUUCAGCUGGCCGCUCAUACGUCUACUCAUAUGAUGAGUUCGGUCGCCUCACUGCAGCUGUGACUCCAACAGGCAAGGUGCUUCGGCUGGAGUUUGACCUCAGCGUUAAAGGAGCCGUUGUCAAAGUUACUCAUGAUGACAGACAACCUCUCUCCAUGCUCAUCAAGGGAUCUACUGUUGUUACUAAAUUAGGUGAAGCUGAGCAACGUACAGUGGUGGCAAGUGACGGCAGUGUAUCAACAGUUGCUCCAUGGGGUCACAUCGUCAGCACUGACACAGUGGCCUACUCGGUCUUGGCAGAUCCGGACCCAGUCCUGGCUGAGAGCUAUCCAGUGCCAGGCAAGCAACGGACUGAGAUUGGUGGUGACCUGGCCAAUCGGUUUGAAUGGCGCUAUUUCCUCAGGAGAGCACCAGGUGCCAAACCAAGGAGUCAAGGCAAAGCAGUGGUGCAGGUGGGCCGCAAGCUGAGAGUGAACGGAGAUAAUUUGUUAACUCUUGAAUACGACCGAGAGACAGGAACUGUGGCAGUCUUCAUGGAUGACAGGGUGGAGCUUCUCAAUGUUACCUACGAUCGCACAGCCAGACCAGUCAAAUGGGGACCCAGAAAUGGUGUAUUUGCUGGUGUUGAAUUGGAAUACGAUCGGUUCAGCCGACUGAGUACCUGGCGUUGGGGACAACUCAGUGAAAGUUACAGCUUCGACAGAUCAGGCAGGCUAGCAGAAAUCCGCUAUGCUGAUGGAACUUCAACACUGUAUGCCUUCAAAGACAUGUUCAGCAGCUUGCCUCUGAAGGUGACUACGCCACGAGGCAGUGACUAUCUGCUUCAGUACGAUGACGCCGGAGCUCUCCAGUCCUUGACAACACCACGAGGUCACAUCCACGCCUUCUCUCUGCAAACUUCUCUUGGAUUCUUCAAGUAUCAGUAUUACUCUCCCAUGAGUCGACACCCGUUCGAACUGCGAUACAAUGAUGAAGGUCAGGUCUUGGCCAAACUGUACCCUCACCAAUCUGGUCGAGUUGCUUACGUUUAUGACCAAUCUGGCAAACUAGAUACGGUAUUAGCUGGUCUUUCAUCAAUACAUUACACCUACCAAGAAAGCACAAGUCUGGUUAAAAAUAUAGACAUUAUUGAGCCUAGUUUUGAACUGAAGCACGAAUUCAAAUAUCACAUGGGAAUCUUGAAAGAUGAGAAAUUGAAGUUUGGAAGCAAAAGUGGCCUUCACAACACUAACUACAGAUAUGAGUAUGACGGCAACGCUAGAAUAUCAGGUGUGGAAGUUGACAUUGACGGAAAGGAACUGCCCAAGUUACGGAUGAAGUUCAGUCAGAACCUCGGUAUGCUGGAGGGUGUCAGUGAUCUUAGGAUUUACCGUAACACGUUCAACCGUUCCGUCAUGCAGGAUACCUCCAAACAGUUCUUCACCAUCACGGAGUAUGACUCGCAUGCUCGAGUCAAGUCAGUGCUAGUCAACAUCAAGUCUUUUGAUGUAUACAGGAUGGAGUUGGAGUAUGAUUCCCGGGGCCGCAUCAGUGCUCAGAAGCUGCUAAUUGGGCGCACAUCUUCCAUGGAGAGAAUAACAUACAGUGCUGAUGGACACGUGCUGGAAGUGGUCGGUACCAGUGACUGGAAGUUUGUGUAUGAUGAAAAUGGCAACAUUGUCAGCGUCAUGGAACAAGGCCAGAAGUUGACUUUGGGAUAUGACAGUGGUGACAGGGUUGUUCAGGUAGGUGACGUGGAACUGAAUGGAUACGAUGCACGAGGGUUUGUGGUGAGACGAGGAGAGACAAAACUGCGCUACAACUCACGUGGACAACUCAGUCAUGCAACUGAGCGAGAUCGUUUCACCGCAUGGUACCGGUACGAUGACCGUGGCCGCCUGCUCGCCUUACAGGAUGCACAAGGCAACAUCACUCAGUUCCUGUACGCCGACCCUCACUCACCAUACCUCCUCACUCAUCUGCACUAUCCCAAGACUGGACGAACAUUCCGAUAUUUGUAUGAUGAAAAGGAAGUCCUCGUUGCAGUAGAAACAUCAGAACAGAGAUUCUAUGUUGCGUCUGAUCAAAAUGGAUCACCUCUUGCAUUGUUCGACACCAAUGGAAACAUAAUCAAAGAACUGAGGAGGACACCUUUCGGCAGAAUAAUUCGUGAUUCCAACCCAGACUUUUUCCUGCCCAUCGACUACCAAGGGGGCAUCCCAGACCCACACACCAGUCUCCUCUACCUGAAACUGCGCUGGUACGACCCCUCUGUGGGCCAGUGGAUGACCCCAGACUGGGAGAGACUUGCUAAUCAGCUGACUGCUCCCACAGAUGUGUUUAUCUACCGCUUCCAUAACAACGACCCGAUCAACCCUGACAGCUCUCAACAGGUCAACUACAUGACUGAUCUGAGCAGUUGGUUGAAGAUUUAUGGUUAUGAUGUGAAACACAUGCUCGGAUCAUCCUACACACGUAAUAUGGUGUACCAACCCCAGGCUGUGGUCACCUCCCAGCAGUUGGCACCUGAUUUUGGGGUCAUGUCCGGACUCCAGUGUAUCGUUGACAAGGUAACCAACCAGUUUGGUUCCCUGGACUUUGUUCCCCAACCCCUCCUCAAGAUGGAGUCUCGAACUCGCAACCUGUUGCCGAGAGUAGCAUAUCGUCGCUCAGUGUUUGGUGAGGGGCUACUCAUUUCUCGUUCUGGCGGCCGAGCUCUGGUUUCCGUCGUAGAGGGAGUCAACAGUGUUGUGCAAGACGUUGUUACUUCCGUCUUCAACAACUCGCACUUCCUUGACCUUCAUUUUACACAACAUGAUCAGGACCUCUUCUAUUUUGUCAAGGACAAUGCUUUAAAAUUAAGGGAUGACCUGGAGGAGCUGCGCAGGCUUGGUGGUAUGUUCAACGUAUCAACCCACGAGACAGCCGAUGGCAAAGAGCUUCGACUCCACAGUGCAGAUGCAGUGGUCUCCAUUCGCUACGGUGCAGAUCCACAGCAGGAGAGACACCGUCUACUGAAGCACGCUCAUAAACGAGCAGUUGAGCGAGCAUGGGAGUUGGAGAAGGCAUUAAUCACGUCUGGUCUGAGUGGAAGAGGAGAGUGGACCGAGGAAGAGAGAGAGGAAUUGACCUUGAGGGGUAGGGUUGAAGGCUACGAGGGGACUGACAUCCACAAUGUUCAGCGAUACCCGCAGCUGGCUGAUGACCCAGGCAAUGUCACUUUCAGGAAAGAUGCCAGACGAAAAAGAAAAAGACGAACUCACCGACACGACGAUUCGACGUGAGCCAGUAUCCAAAUAAUUAAAGUACUGUGAUAGAACUAUACGGGGAAAUUGACUCCCAAAUAUGCUGUUAAGAAUCACAGUUAUCGGGGCAAUAUUAAGUUAUAAAGUUAUUCAGAUUUUAAGAACUGCAGUAAUUGUAACUUUAAUCGUGUAUAGUUUUUGGUUCGUCGUUUUAUAUACUUUUGUAUUCUAGCUCCGUACUAGGACUGACGUUUCUUAUUUAAUGUGUAAAGUUAAUUUGUGAAUAAUCAAAUGACUGUGUAUAUUUUAUACACCAGUCCUUUAUUUUUGUAUAAGGUAAUAAGUACCCGGCCAUGUUAGUGCUGUGGAUACUGCUAUAAGUCUGAGUUUCCGGCGUUGUGAUUGGUGAAUGGUGCUGAUAUUUUCACUGGGCUUGAAUGUGUUUCCUUUCAAUUGAUACACGAACACUCUACGCAGGUGAUUUUAUUUGUUUACUGUACUUAGUUAGCUGCUAUAGGAUGCUCAUUCACGAACACAGACAGUUUUAUAAAAAAGUUUGCAAACACAGUGGAUGCAAAGUGAAGUGAACUACUUUUUAAAAGAAACAAAAAUGUUUUUAGUUACCAAAGAAGUGAAUUGAAGUGAGUAAUAUUUGAUAAGAAAUGUGGAUAAGAUUUUGAUAUUCUGUAUAUAAGGACUUAGCUAAGGGAUUAUGACAAUCCAGUGUUCUCUGACUUUAUUUGGUGAUUUCGUGACGAAAUCUCACUUGAAACGGCCUAUUUUAAUUAUUUACUUACUUUACUGACUGGCUCCAUGUUCUCUUUUACUUUACCAUAUCAGCUAGUGAUCUACAAAUCACAGUGCAUGUUGUUCUACUGUGUUACUCAUUUAACUAAUAAGUUAUUACUAUAAAUUUAAAGUAUUUAAUGAUGAUCCUGCCAUAUUCCACUAAGUUUCUUUCUUGUUAUUGAGAAAGUCAAAGCCACAAAAUAGUGAUGUAAACUUUCCUGUUGUUAAUCAUGAACUACUUUUGUUUGUCAUCUAAUAUGUGUUUUUAAUAAGAGAUUCAAAUAAGUUUAAUCGUUUAAAAGUAUAUUAGUGCGUGUUGAUGGCAUUUUGUUGUAUUCUUUUAUUAAUCAAACUAUAAAGUCUAUUUUAAUUACAACAGAAAAUCCAUGUAAUACUGUGUUGAAAAUCUGAAUGGCACACUACUACUUAUUGUUUUUAUAUGUACCGUUUCAGUACUUUAUUGUUUGAUAGAAGAGUACAUGUCAUGAAUAUUCUGUAAUAUAUAAUUUCAGUAAAUAGUAUAAAAGAGCAUUACUUCAAUGCACUUUAAAGUAGCUCCCUACUGAUCAACUAAACGUAUAGCAUAACUUUUUACAUAACUUCUUAAAUAUAUGAAACAGCUUCAAAAUCUACACAUUUGAUUGGAAAAGGUUUAAAUAUAAAGAGCUUUCCCACCUCAUGUCAUAUCUUAAAAAAUGAAAACUACAUUGCAAAUGUAUUGAGAAAUUUCCCUUGUUUCUGGACUGAUUAUCAUCAUGGAAUAAUAUAACAUUAGACAGUUAGUGUGACAGGAAAUAAACAUAGACUGACAAUAAACUCACUUUCUAUUUUGACUCAUAACUAUUUUGUUGAAAUGAUAUUUACUAAGCAUAAAUAUGAUGAUUUGUUAAAAACGUUAUGCAAUAAUUUGUUUGUACAUUUUAAAGGUUGAAUAUCUCAAGUAUCAGUCUAUCUCUAUAUCCAGUCCAGAUAAUAGUUAAGUUACUGUAGCUCUCUCUUCUCACUACACUAAAUGUGGCUGAAGCUAGACUGGUAGUACCAGAUACAAUAGUGUUCCUUGUAGCCAAUCCUUCCUACUCAUGGUUCCUUUACUCGUUAAUAAGUUUGUUGCUUUCGAUUUGAUUAUAUUGGUGUUACGUCAUUUUAUUAAAGUGUUUUAAACAUUGUAUGUUGAAUCGUCUUAAUUUUUAAGCUUCUCACUGAAUGAAAAUUAGUUUGUCUUGUUUUUGAAUAUGGUUCUUGACUUGAAUUCUUUUGUAACAGAGGUAAUAUAUAGACUAGAAAACAAAUUAAACACUACACUAUAAUGAAGCAAUAAUUGGUUUCAUAACAAUUAAUACAACUUUUUUCAUUUUGAACUGUGUUAUUAUGGUGCCUUAAAAUAAUUCAGUUGAGCAAAUAGAGCAAUUCUCAUAAUUUUAUUUUGAACAUUAGAGUCGAAUGUCUAGAAGUCCUUUAAUGCAUUUACGUUUAUUUUAAUAUUCUACAUCUUAUUAAAAUCAUUUAUUUUUCUUUUGACUAUUUAGUCAAAAAUCCAGUUCAAAAUAAAUGUAGAGUAGUUAAAAUAUUACAGUAAUACUGUAUACUAGAUUUUAUAAUUUUCAUGCUCUCAUUUAAUUUUUCUAAUUUAUUUACUCUGGUUUUCAGUUAAAUGAAAAUUUAUUUUUUAAGGUUCAAGUAAAUGAUCCAGUUACAUGAUAUUUAUACAAUGCUUUGAACUGUAGUACAUUUGAAACAAUUUUAACUAUUUGAAAUUUAAAUAUCAUAUUACAUUUUGCUCUUUAAUCCAAACACUUAGCUAUAGUUUUGUUACCAUAAUUUUGUAUUUCUACUUUUUAACACUUCAAUCAUUAAUCUAUUCAGAAACAAGACCAGCUUACAGUUGAAAUGUUAUCUUAUUUAAAUGUUUACAGCAUUUUUCAACAUUUUAAUUUAUGACUUAAUUUUUUUUAUUGUAAGAACAUGUAAAAGUAAUAAUAAUGUAAGAAAGAGAAUACGAAGCAUGAUAUUAAAUGUUGAGAUUCGCACAAGACUCCAGAGCUUGUGAGGAAGUGGAGUGUGUGGCGUGCGUUGUUCUGUAUAAAUCGUGUUGUUAAUGUUGACUACGACAAGCAAUACUUAUAACUACUUUAAGCUCCUAUUGAUAUGUGUAAAUUAUAUUGAUUUGUUUGUGCAAUUUUAUAUCAUGGUUACUGUUAUUAAAUCAUUUUAUUUUAUGACAGGAUUAGAUAUUCUACAAUGGAAAGGAUAUGCCAGGUUGUUUUACCACCAAAGAUUUAUAUGUUUUGUGCCGUCAUUAACUGAAUUUUAUGUUAUAUAUAUAUAUUAUAUAUAUAUAUAUAUAUAUAUAUAGCAAAAAUUAGCAUGUCGACUGCAGUAGACACUAUAUUGCAUUAAAAGUUUUCACUAAAUAUAGAACCAGUUCUGUAAUGAAGGCUUAUUCAAUGCUGGACACCAUUCAGUGUAUUUUUAUGAUACUGGGAGAUAAAGGUUAUUUGGAUUGAGUAACCACAGUGGAAGAUAGUUUUGUUGCAAAUCAACAUAACAAAAUGUAAUAACAUUUUAUUUUGUAAUGGUAAACCUUCAUAGUAAAAAUCACGACAUUUGUGGUAUCAAACCCAUCUGUUCCUUUGUUAUAAGUGUGUUACAUUUAUGUAUAUUUUUACCCAAUCUCAUAAAUUAUUAUGAAUGUUAAAAUGUUUAUAUAUUUAGGUCAAAAUAUUUUUUAAAUGGGUACCUAUGGUAUUAUAUAGUUUUAAUAAUUUUCUAUCAAUCCUUCAAUUUUUAUUUUUAUUGACUAGAGCUUUAUGUGUCUUGUCGUAGCAUAUUUUAUAUUUUAUAAAA
This is a messenger RNA of Homalodisca vitripennis (glassy-winged sharpshooter), 13605 nucleotides long. It is a transcript of the gene Ten-m, whose product is annotated as teneurin-m. Lineage: Eukaryota; Metazoa; Arthropoda; Insecta; Hemiptera; Cicadellidae. The record is from RefSeq and is a predicted model, not a curated record. The coding region runs from base 214 to 10011 and encodes 3265 amino acids. Gene Ontology annotation, biological process: motor neuron axon guidance. The transcript is spliced from 37 exons.